Molecule: messenger RNA, 327 nt
Organism: Emiliania huxleyi CCMP1516
Lineage: Eukaryota; Haptophyta; Isochrysidales; Noelaerhabdaceae
Product: purple acid phosphatase
Exons: 4
Molecular function (GO): acid phosphatase activity
Source: RefSeq, a predicted model, not a curated record
GAGGCGUGGGUCUCGUACAACACGCGCUACCCGAUGCCGUACCGGUCGUCCGGCUCGCCGAGCAACUUGUGGUGGUCGCGCGCCGUCGGGCCGCUGCACCUCAUCUCGCUGUCGUCUCCACUGACCGUGCAGGCGGGCUCGCUCCAGCACGCAUGGCUGGUGCGCGACUUGGCGGCGGUCGACCGCGCCGCCACGCCGUGGUUGGUCGUGAUGAUGCACGCGCCGUGGUACAACUCCAACUCAGGGCACGCGGGCGAGGCGGAGCUGAUGCGCAGGGACAUGGAGCCGCUCCUCUUCGAGGCGGGCGUCGACCUCGUCCUCUCGGGG